Messenger RNA from Cuscuta campestris, 1798 nucleotides. NCBI's taxonomy places the organism in Eukaryota, Viridiplantae, Streptophyta, Magnoliopsida, Solanales, Convolvulaceae. The record is from the annotation of a GenBank genome assembly.
CUAAUGGCUCAGGAUCUCACCUCCCGCCUCAUCUCUCCUCUGUCAGUCUAUCGAGAACACCUACUCCGGUAAUGAAGAACAUACAUUGGUACCAUUCUCACUGAAUAUGAAACCCCUAUAACGUUCAACUCAUCUUCUCCGGUUGUAUCGACCUAGACUCUGAUGUUUCAAUGCAUACCAAAUGAUUACUGACUUUCCAUUUCAGCGAUUUACUUUUUUGAUUGCUUUACUAUUAUGAUCAGUUUCGCCAAUCAGACUUUCAAUCCCGCACUCUCUAACCCUAAACCCCUUUCCGCAUCGGGUUUCUCCAGCCGGGUCUUGAGCUUCACCUCCCAAUUCGGAUCGCAGCCGCUGAAGACUCUCAAGGGAGGUAGAGAUUGCGGCUACCGUCUGUUCUGGGCGGAUCUGAGCCGUGGGGAAAUGGAGCUGGUUAGGAGAUUCAGCAGAGGGUGUUUCUUCGACCUGUCUAAGACCAGGUCGGAGGUUGAAUUAGUGUCGGUUGAAGGUGGGGAAGAUGUUUUCCACUCAUCCUCUGCAGAUUCCAAGGUCCAGCCUGAACACCUUGUGAUCAUGGUCAAUGGACUUAUUGGGAGUGCUGCGGAUUGGAGAUAUGCUGCCAAACAAUUUGUAAGAAGGCUCCCUGAGAGAGUUGUGGUUCAUUGCAGUGAAUGCAAUUAUUCACGGUUGACUUUUGAUGGUGUUGACCGAAUGGGUGAUAGAUUGGCCGAGGAGGUGGUGGAUGUUGUUAAACGCUGGCCGGGCAUGCACAAAAUCUCUUUUGUUUCUCACUCUUUAGGUGGACUUGUUGCACGAUAUGCCGUUGGGAGGUUAUUUGUGUAUCCUUCAGCUGCAGAGACAACAAAUGUAGAUGGACGAGAUAAAUUUGAUGAUGGAAGUAUUGCUGGGUUAGAGCCCAUGAAUUUCAUAACUGUUGCAACUCCACAUUUGGGUUCUAGAGGACACAAACAGCUGCCUCUUCUCUGUGGUCUCCCGUUGUUGGAAAAAGGAGUAUCUCAAACCGCACACUUGCUUGUUGGGAGAUCCGGAAAGCAUCUCUUCCUCACAGAUAAUGAUGAUGGCAAACCUCCUCUUCUUCUUAGGAUGGCUAAUGACUCCAACGAUCUCAAAUUCAUAUCAGCAUUACGUGCUUUUAAACGGCGUGUGGUAUAUGCAAAUGCAAACUAUGACCAUGUUGUUGGAUGGAGGACGUCAUCAAUCCGCCGCCAAAGUGAACUUCCAAAGGCCAAUUUUCUUGUCAAGGAUACAAGAUACCCACAUAUUGUACAUGUAGCCCAAGAAACUGCAGAAGUGAAGCAUAAAGCAUCUUCUGCCACUGUGACAGAAACCAUUGAUUUGGAAGAGGAAAUGAUUAGAGGGCUGACUCAAGUCCCAUGGGAGCGCAUUGAUGUUAGCUUUCAAAAAAGCAGCCAAAGAUAUGUAGCUCAUAAUACCAUACAGGUGAAAACAUAUUGGUUGAAUUCUGAUGGUGCCGAUGUGAUUCGUCAUCUCAUUGACAAUUUCCUCCUCUAGUUUUUGCAUCCCAGAGGACGCUCGCUUCACUGCCUGCGGGCCCCACGAAUGGCUUAGAACCCGCAUUUUUUUAAUCAUACUACGGUAGAUAUUUAUAUGAACCGAAGAUGACGGGUGGGUGGGUGGGGUGAGCAUUUCUCAAAAUGAUACAUUAUGUAACAUGAGGCGCGGGCAUAUGAUGUUUUCAAUUGUGCAAAACAAUGGUUAGAUUUAUAGAUUACGCCUUUGUUUCGAGUUAGCUUAACAACUAUAAAUGAUUUAUGGUCUC